AUGGAAAAGUUUACGCAGUACAGCACCUUUUUUUACACAGCCGUGGGCAUAGAUCCCUAUGUCAGAAAAGGAGACUCUAAGCAGUCUACGCUGAGAGCCCGGAUUGUAUUUUUGGCUAACGUGAUCAACCUCACCAUCGUUGCAGUUUGUGAGAGCAUCUACGCUUACAGUGCGUUUCAGGAGAAAAAGCUUCUGGAAGCCGUAACUGUGAUGUCCUACAUUGGCUUUGUAUUUGUUGGCAUGAGCAAGAUGUUUUUCAUUCAGUGGAAAAAGACGGUUUUGAACGAAAUUCUGGAGGACUUGGAGGCGAUCUUUCCGAAGGGCAAAGUCCAAGAAGAAAAAUACGACCUUCCAAAAUAUCUGCGCACCUGCUCGGGAAUUUGCCUCACCUACGCUUCACUGUACUCUCUUCUUAUCUGGACCUUCAAUUUGUUCAGUGUCAUGGAGUAUUUGGUCUACGAAAAGUGGCUUAAAACUCGCGUCGUCGGCAAAGGUCUCCCAUAUCUGAUGUACGUCCCGUGGAAAUGGGAGGACAGCUGGUCCUACUACCCACUGCUUUUCUCGCAGAAUUUUGCAGGAUAUACGGCAGCUGCGGGUCAGAUUUCCACGGAUCUCCUCUUCUGCGCCGUGGCCACCCAGUUGGUAAUGCACUUUGACUUCCUCUCAAGCAGAAUGAUGACCCACAAGCUAAGUGGCAACUGGAAGAAGGACUCCAAGUUUCUUUCUGACAUGGUCAGGUAUCACGAGCGGAUCCUUCGUCUCACAGAUGUGGUCAAUGAUGUGUUCGGUGUACCACUGCUACUCAACUUUAUGGUUUCCUCGUUUGUCAUCUGCUUUGUGGGAUUCCAGAUGACCGUAGGGGUUGCACCGGAUAUGGUAGUCAAGCUUUUUCUGUUCCUGUUCUCGUCCAUGAGUCAGGUUUACCUGAUUUGUCACUAUGGACAGAUGGUGGCGGAUGCGAGUUUUGGCCUGUCGGUGGCUACCUAUAGUCAGAACUGGGUCCAUGCUGAUGUCCGAUAUAAGAGAGCUUUGGUUAUUAUUAUUUCUAGGGCCCAGAAUGUAACGUUUCUGAAGGCCACCAUUUUUUUGAACAUCACCAGGUCCAGCAUGACGGAUCUGCUGCAGAUAUCGUACAAGUUCUUCGCCCUGCUCCGCACAAUGUAUGCCCAAUAG
Molecule: messenger RNA, 1173 nt
Organism: Drosophila ficusphila
Lineage: Eukaryota; Metazoa; Arthropoda; Insecta; Diptera; Drosophilidae
Product: odorant receptor 85b-like
Exons: 3
Coding region: 1-1173 (390 amino acids)
Biological process (GO): sensory perception of smell; detection of chemical stimulus involved in sensory perception of smell
Cellular component (GO): plasma membrane
Molecular function (GO): odorant binding; olfactory receptor activity
Source: RefSeq, a predicted model, not a curated record